CAGAUCAACAUGAGGCCAUACCAAGUAGUUUGCAUCGUAGCUGUGGCAGCUCUGCUGCUUCUGGAGGCGACUCCCGCGGAUGCGAAGCGGCGCAAGCACAAGGGAUCCGACCACCACAAUGAAAAGUCCGAUCCGCAUAAGACCAAGACGAAGACCAAGUGGUCCAGCUCCACGGAUCUGGCUGGAAGCACCCAGGUCUCCACCGAGGAGCACGGCUACUACGUGAAGCGCACCUAUGCGGCGCCCGGAGAGAUUGACGCCGCACAGAAGCGUCUAAGUCCGCCCUAUUUGGCCAUUCCCAUCGCCUGGUUCAGCUGUGAGGCUGUGGGCCAGAAGAACUGCCAGACCUCCAAUUCCGCGGCUAUCAACAGUGCCGCCCAGUCCUUGAGCGAGGGCUAUCUGUGCGACGAUGAUUGCCACGAUCUCUAUGAGCCCAUCUGCGGCAGGACCUCCUCAGAGGUGGCCGUCUUCUACAACAAGUGCAAGCUGGGCGUGGCCAAGUGCCGAUCCCACGGUCUUUGGACGGACUUUGCCUACUCCGAGUGCCAGGAGAAAUAUCCGCAGGAAACUGCCUAUGCCGACAAGAAGUUCCGGGCAUCGCCUUAUUUCCGGGACGCCGCCAUCGUGGAGCAAAUGAAGCUGGAGGAGGAGAAGCGUAAGCAGGAGGAGGAGCAGCACAAGCUGGAGAAGGAGCAACACAAGCUGGAGAAGGAGCAGAAAAAGAAGGAGAAGGCUGAGAAGAAGAAGAACGAGAAGGACAGCAGUGAAAGCAGCGAAGAGAAGGAUGACAAAAAGGACAACAAGCAGAAGGAUCCUCUUGCCCUGCUUCCACAGAAGCCAGUGGAAUCUCCCCAGAAGCCAGUGCCAGUGGCAGUUCCUGUUCCUGUUCAAGUAGCCAUCCCAAAACCAGUUCCAGCUUUGGAGCCUGCCAAGACGACCGAGGACAUCGCCCUGCCCCCCAUGCCACUGAAGGACACUCCCACGCCCAAACCUCUGGAGAUCGCGCCCCUUCACCAGCAGACUCAACCCAAGGCCAAGGACAACGAUAGGCUGAAGUACCACGUAGCUUAG
This is a messenger RNA of Drosophila teissieri, 1071 nucleotides long. RefSeq lists its product as uncharacterized. The transcript has 2 exons. The record is from RefSeq and is a predicted model, not a curated record. Lineage: Eukaryota; Metazoa; Arthropoda; Insecta; Diptera; Drosophilidae. The coding region runs from base 10 to 1071 and encodes 353 amino acids. Gene Ontology annotation, molecular function: protein binding.